CUGAACUGAAGACGUAUAUCCUAUAUUGCUAUUGUGAGACACAAUUACUAACCCCCAAGGGUUAUUAGCUGCAAAUCGCUGCGUAGCUUACUAGACCGAUAGCCAUCAACACGGCAACCGGCAAUUAAUGUGUAUGAGCCUUCCUGGUUACAGCGCAAAAGUAUUAUCUUCAGCUGUCUACCAAAGCUGGCUGUCAAAGACAGAUUCCAACUUUCUAUAACUGAAUAACCUUUAUAGGAGAGAGUACUUUACGCACAGAACGAUUACCUCAGUAAAGUUUUACGUUAGACACUUCCAAGCUCUCCGUCGUCAAGAUGGCCUUUCUUUUUCCCACAGACAUUCCACCCCAUGAAAUCACAGCAUGCCUAGCAGAAAUGCAAAUCGACUUCGAUGCGGGGCAAUUGACUAAGCCAACCUACGAGGCUGUGCGGACGUAUUUCGAGCAGGCGGUCAUCUCUUUGUUGGGUGUCAGGAGGGAGAGGAUCCAUCAGCCUGAGUUCUCCCUCCUGCACAUGAUGGAACAUCCUGAGCUUCACGACGAGUCGAUACCCAUUGCCAACCUGUUCCGUCAAGCAACCAAGCUUCUGCAAAUCUGCGGCGUCAAGGACUUCACCCUAAACGACUUGUUCAAGCCCGACCCUGCGCGGCUGCGGCGCCAACUCUGCGCAAUCAUCAACUUUGCGAGGUUCCGGGACGAGAAGCUUCUGAUUGUGGACGAGCUAGAGGCGGGGGUGGUGGAGCGGCAGCAGCAGGAGAAGGCGCUGCAGGCAGAGCACGAAAAGAUGUUGGAGGAGCUCAAGCGGCUUCAGGAGCUGCGGGCGUCCCGCCAGUCGGAGGUUGGUCCCAUCGACACGGAGGCAGCGGGCAUCGCGGCACAGAACGCGCAGCUCAACAAGACGCAGCUGGCGCUCCAUAACGAGGUCCGCGCGCUCAAGGCCCAGAUCAACACGCUGACGGACCAGGCGGCGGAGGCCAAGCUCAUGCUGUCGUCGCUGCAGUCGGAUGCGGAGACGCUGCAGGACCAGGUUGUACAGAGCCCCGAGAAGCACCGCCAAGCCAUCUCGGACGUCAUCGCUGCCACCGAGCAGCAGCGCGGCUACUACGCGGCCCUCUGUUCCGCGUCACAUGACCACGACCGCAAGCUGGAGCUCAUGUCCAAGUUUGAGCGCGAGCUGCAGCGGUGCAUCAAGCUGCAGGAGGAGCUGGAGGGUGUGGUGGCGCGCAAGAAGGACUUGAGCGCCGCCGCCAAGGAUACGCGAGAGGCGAUUGCCACGGAGGAGCGGCGCUUCAGCGAGCUGGCCUCCAGCAACGCCACGGCGCGGCGGCAGCUGGCGUCGCUGCAGGACAAGCUAGGCCGCGUGGAGCAGCAGGGCCAGUAUAAGGUGGAUGCGGCGGCGGCGGUCCUAGAAGAUUAUGUGAAGCGGCGGGAGGCGAUGGAGGCGGGGCUUGCGCAGGGAGACGCAGUGGCGGCGGAGCAGGAGUUAAAGAUCCGUAACUGGCAGAUGCGCACUACCGAGGUGUUGGAGAGCAAGGACCAGCGCGUUCGCAGCGUGCUAGAAAAGUACCACAUGUUGCGACGAGGAGUUGCAGAGUACAACCGUAAACUGGAGGCCGCCAUUUCCGCGCCACCGCCGAUGGCUGGUGCCAGCGGGGUCGGCGCUGCUGCCAUCAUGGGUGGCGCAGGUGGAGGCGGCAACAUUGACGCCGGCGAGUUCGACAACGACGAACUGACGCAGGACCAAGACACUGAGACCUUCCGAGCAGCAGCGAUGGCCGCCGCGGCUGCCGUGCAGGGCAUGCAGUUGGAUUGAGCGGAAGGCGAGGGCUGUGGGUUGGACUGCAUGGGAGGGACGCGGCGUGAGGGGGAGGGUUGGGUGAGUGAAGUUGCCCACAGAGAUUGAAGGAAGGCGGGUUUUGAGGUGGUUUGGCGUAAGUAUUUGUAGGAUGCGGGAGUGUUGCUUGAAUGGGAUUGCAUGCAUGUGAUGGGGCGUAUAUGUGAUGCAGAGAACUAAUGGGCAGCGGAACGAGUGAUGUAUGCAUGACCACUGUGAGUUGUAGCCGACUGAACGUGACUCGUAUAUACUGCCUGCUGGUGUGCAUGGGCUUGCAUGUGUAUUCGCAUUUUUGCAUUGCAUGGGAGGAAACGUGGCCCCAAGUUCAAUGUGGGGCCGGGUGCAUCGGCGGUCGUACGAAGGGACUGUCGUACUGCAGGG
This is a messenger RNA of Astrephomene gubernaculifera, 2213 nucleotides long. The record is from the annotation of a GenBank genome assembly. NCBI's taxonomy places the organism in Eukaryota, Viridiplantae, Chlorophyta, Chlorophyceae, Chlamydomonadales, Astrephomenaceae.